This is a messenger RNA of Rubroshorea leprosula, 766 nucleotides long. Lineage: Eukaryota; Viridiplantae; Streptophyta; Magnoliopsida; Malvales; Dipterocarpaceae. The record is from the annotation of a GenBank genome assembly.
AGCGUAUCAACUGCUCCACUUGUACUGCCCACCCCAUCUUUUUUUUUCUUCUUGCUCUGCCUCUACCCCUCUGCCAUGGCACUCCAACCCAAAUCCAUAGGCACCCCAACAAAGGGUUUCUUCAAGACUCAAAUCAUACUCAGGAUCCUGGCUGCUGCCUUCACCCUGGCUGCAAUCUUUGUUUUAGUCACCGCCAAACAGUCUGUUGUUGUGUUUGGGAUCGUUUUGCAAGCUCGCUACGAUUACACCACUGCUUUCAGGUUUGUACUUGGUGCGGAUGCAGUGGUAUGCGGCUUCUCUCUGCUCUCAGUCGUAUUUGUUUGCAUGUUAAGCCGUUCGGAAUCGCAUGUCAAGACUCAUUUUUUCUUGUAUCUGCACGAUUUGUUCAUGAUGCUUGUGAUGAUAUCCGGAUGUGCAGCUGGGACUGCAGUGGGGUAUGUUGGGAAAUUUGGGGAGGAGAAGAUGGGGUGGUUCGGAUUCUGUGAUAGAGUGACCAAGUUUUGUAACCAAGUUACGAUUUCCAUGGUGCUAUCUUACUUGGCUUUCUUUUGCUACUUGGCUAUGACCAUCAUGUCUCCAAGGAAAUUCAUGUAUAAGGUUAUUGAAUGAGUUCCGGUUGCAAUUUCCCAUCCUACCUUAUCUUUUAGAAAUUGAGUUGCUUGUAGUGCUAGGGGAGACUCAGAAUAACAUACAUGUAUUAUUAAACACUUUUUGUAUGCUCCUCGCCAUCAUCCUAUUUUCAGUUUAGUAAAAUGUUGGAGCAUCC